Messenger RNA from Clunio marinus, 435 nucleotides. The record is from the annotation of a GenBank genome assembly. NCBI's taxonomy places the organism in Eukaryota, Metazoa, Arthropoda, Insecta, Diptera, Chironomidae.
AUGUUAGGCCUCGAUGAUCGUCUUCUUAUUUUUCAUCUUGUAUUGGCAAUCAAUUCAGCUGUUCAAGGAAAUGUGAUGAUACAAAAGUUAUCGAUUCGUCUUAUGGGAAUGCAUGAAUGCUUAUUCAAUGUUGUUUUAUGUUACAUGAACUUGAAUCAAUAUUGUUGCUUCUCAAGAUAUUUUAUGUUAAACUUGUUACUACGUGAAAGAAAUCCUCAUACUCUAACAACUUUUGUUACUUACAACAAAAAUAUUAUAAAGUUUACAACAGGCGAAAGUUUCGAUGGUUUCCAAAGUCAAGUUUUACAUAUUUAUCGAUUGAAGGAAAAUGCUGCAAUGUCUUAUAAAGCAAAGCAAGUUCAAACUUUUGUGCUCUCGUCAACUAUGCAGACUCCUAAUGCUUUUGAUCAUCAAAUGAUUUCUUACCUCGGAUAA